Messenger RNA from Ixodes scapularis (black-legged tick), 1239 nucleotides. RefSeq lists its product as uncharacterized. The coding region runs from base 1 to 1239 and encodes 412 amino acids. Lineage: Eukaryota; Metazoa; Arthropoda; Arachnida; Ixodida; Ixodidae. The transcript is spliced from 5 exons. The record is from RefSeq and is a predicted model, not a curated record.
AUGGUUGUCCAAAGCCCUUUGGGGAGCGAGCCAGCUGUUCCCGGAAGUCCCCAACAAGCCCAAGAGAACUCGGCAGACGUUGAGCAAGAAUUGCGCCAGUGGUGUUCUACGCCUACAGAGGACAAGACGCCAAGCCCCUUGUCGUUGGAGCGGGAUGCCACUCCUGAACCCUCAGAACCUGGGGCAUCGCCUUCGGACACCAGUUACACGGAGGCCGCCUUCCUGGACUCCGAUGAGGAUAUGUGCCCUGAGCCAGAUCUGUUGGACGAGAGUUACAGGCCGGAUAACUCUUUCAACUCCGAUGAUGAACCGGAUUCCGACACCCGCAUCUGGUCCAACGACUCUGUGCACUCGGGCGGUGCAACAGAUGUCGAGUAUGUGUCCACUGUAAUUUUUCAGAAACCAGAACUCCAUUUUAUGAAUAGGAUUAAACUAGGUCUACCAAUCUGGAAAACUUGUAAUUAUCUGGGGCUUUUCUUCACCUGCAAAAGAGUGGACCCGGUAAAGGAGAGAAAGUACCUGGUGACUGCAUCACAGCUGCUGCUGCUGUUUUCUGCAUGCAUCAAAUGCCUGGCUCCGACACGGACGAAGCUGACACAUCGAGGGACCCUUGUGCACGCCGUCAUCACGUGUGCACGAGGGCACAAGACUGUGUGGGAGAACCAGCCCAGAAUCAACAGCAAGGCACUCCUCAACAUCCUGCUGCCUGCUGCCAUCACCUACUCUGGAGCCAGCCCAAAGCGGGUUCUUCGCCUCCUGGGAUCUAUAGGCGUGCAAGUCUUGAAGAAGACUCAGUUCUUCCGGGUGCAGAGCUCUUUGGUCUUUCCUGCUGCUACAAAGACCUGGGAAGCUGAACAGGAGUCUCUCCUGACAGCCACGAAAGACAAGCUCCACCUUGCAGGCGAUGGGCGUGCUGACUCGCCUGGCUACUCUGCCAAGUAUGGGACGUACACACUGCUUGACACCCGCAUCAACAAGAUAAUGCACUACGAGGUUCUUCAGUCGACAGAAGUCAAGUCGAGCAACCACAUGGAGACGGAGGGCCUGAAACGUUCCCUGGACUUCCGCCUGAGCAUGGGGCUGUCUGUGUAUGUUCUUGUGACCGACCGGCACUUUGGGGUGAAUGCCCUGAUGAGAGGCAGGUACCCCGACACCAAGCACCGGUUCGACGCAUGGCGUGUCGCAAAAGUGUAUCUAAUAUCAAAACUUGUUUUCCAAACUAGACUGGUGCUGAGCUAG